GCCAGCAGCGGCUCUGAAGGAAGGCUGGGCGCGGCACGGUCUACUCAGUCUUGCCUCCAGCCUCCAGCCCACGUCUCUCAUCUUUUUUUGGAAACUGUUCCUGUAGGGACUAGCAGAGCUCGGGAGCCGCAGCUGGCACAGGCCACUGUCUCCGCCUGAUCCAUUCAUUGGAAACCGGUCUUUUCUCCGAGUCCAAGUUCCUCACGUGCUGCUGCUUCGAGCGGCGGGCAGCGACAUGGAGGAGACCAACGGAUACCUCGACGGCGCCCAGGCUCAGCCUGCGGCCCGUCCCCGAACGCCCGAGACCGGGACGAGCAAAGCGCAGCGCUGUGCUAGCUUUUUUCGGCGCAACGCGCUGGUGCUGCUCACCGUGUCGGGGGUGUUGGCGGGCGCCGGCAUGGGCGCGGCGCUUCGCGGGCUGCAGCUCACCCGCACGCAAAUCACUUACCUGGCCUUCCCCGGCGAGAUGCUGCUCCGUAUGCUACGCAUGAUCAUCCUACCGCUGGUGGUUUGCAGCCUGGUGUCGGGCGCCGCCUCCCUGGACGCCAGCUCCCUCGGGCGUCUGGGUGGCAUCGCUGUUGCUUACUUCGGCCUCACCACGCUGAGUGCCUCUGCGCUCGCUGUUGCUCUGGCGUUCAUCAUCAAGCCAGGAGUGGGCGCGCAGACCCUUCAUUCCAGCAGCCUGGGGCUGGAGAACUCAGAACCUCCUCCAGUCUCCAAAGAGACAGUGGACUCUUUCCUGGAUUUACUCAGAAACCUGUUCCCUUCCAAUCUUGUGGUUGCCGCAUUCUCUACGUCUGCAACCAGUUACACAGAGGUUGUCCAUAACUCCAGCUUGGGGAACGUGACCAAAGAGAAGAUCCCCGUCGUCACUGAUGUGAAAGGGAUGAACAUCUUAGGACUGGUCCUUUUUGCCCUGAUGUUAGGAGUGGCUCUAAAGAAGCUAGGCCCCGAGGGAGACGAGCUCAUCCGAUUCUUCAAUUCCUUCAAUGAGGCAACAAUGGUGUUGGUGUCGUGGAUCAUGUGGUACGUACCUAUCGGCAUCAUGUUCCUGAUCGGAAGCAAGAUUGUGGAAAUGCAGGACCUCAUCGUGCUCGUGACUAGCCUCGGGAAAUACAUCUUCGCCUCUAUACUGGGCCAUGUUAUCCAUGGAGGAAUUGUUCUGCCUCUUGUCUAUUUUGCUUUUACGAGGAAAAACCCGUUCACGUUCCUCCUGGGCCUCCUCACCCCGUUUGCGACGGCUUUUGCGACCUGUUCCAGCUCAGCAACCCUUCCGUCUAUGAUGAAGUGCAUCGAGGAAAACAAUGGCGUGGACAAGAGGAUCAGCAGGUUCAUCCUUCCCAUCGGGGCCACAGUCAACAUGGAUGGGGCCGCCAUUUUCCAGUGUGUGGCUGCAGUGUUCAUCGCCCAGCUCAACAACGUGGAGCUGAACGCGGGACAGAUUUUCACCAUUCUGGUGACCGCCACCGCAUCCAGUGUUGGAGCAGCGGGUGUGCCGGCUGGAGGGGUCCUCACCAUUGCCAUCAUCCUAGAGGCCAUUGGACUGCCCACGAACGACCUCUCUCUGAUCCUGGCUGUGGACUGGAUUGUGGACAGGACCACCACUGUGGUGAACGUGGAAGGGGAUGCCCUGGGAGCUGGGAUCCUCCACCACCUGAAUCAGAAGACAGUGAAGAAGGGUGAGCAGGAGCUGCAAGAAGUGAAGGUGGAAGCCAUUCCCAAUUCCAAGUCUGAGGAGGAGACGUCGCCCCUGGUGACACACCAGAACCGGGCAGGCCCUGUAGCCGUUGCUCCUGAACUCGAAUCCAAGGAGUCAGUGCUGUGAUUGGGCUGGGUCUUGGGCCAUCCUGCUAGUACCAGCGACCUACCCUGGUAGCCUGCCCCACUGACGUGGGCAUGGCCCUCACAGACUUUUCGUCUCCCAAGGAAUGCGUUGGCCCAAUCACUAGUCUGAGAGUGACCUCUCAGCACAGUCAUGGAGCUCCCAAGCCAGGACUGCUUACCGAGGACUAGAACACUCUGACCUUUGUCUUGAUCCAUGUCUCAAUGGAGCUGUGGAUUCACCUUGACUCUCUUUGUGAACCCCCUUGAGCUGCCAGACCUCAGGGAUCCCAGGUUCAUGGAGGCCUGGGAUAAAGGUCAAGGGGGGGUGGGGGUGCGGAUGGAUUCUUCACUGUCUCCCGGGAGCUCUGCAUCUGGUGCUUUCUGGGCGAGCCAGAAGGGUUUACAGCUGUCAAUCACACUGUCUCCAUAGCAGCAGACACUGAAGGACCUCCCAGAGACCUAAACUGAGCUCGAAUCAGCUGGGCUCCCUCUUGCGUUAACGGAGCAUGCUCCACUUGAGCGGGAGGCCUCUAAGGGAGCAGAGGUAAAACGAGUUAGAGACCCUCCGUGUGAUGUUAGCACAGCUGGCGACUCAGCUUGAGUAAAACGUAAGAGGUCAGAGGCAGACUGAGGAGCACCCUAAAGAGGAUGGGACAGCUUGUUCCCAUCUACACAGAGGCGCUUCUCUGCUCCAGCCAGCACUUCCCCUCCAUUUCCAUUGGGAUUCAGCACCUACAGUAGUAGGACCUCCUCCUCCGGGAGGGGUGAUGUGGUCACAGCCUUGCCGACUCAUUGGUCAGUCUGUAUUAUUACGGUUUGACUAGGCUCCUAAAAUACAGCCAAGCUACGAAAUCAUAUACACCCCCCAAUAAACCCACGCACUGAUCAAGGCUCUGUCCCAGGCGCCUGUCUGGUUUCCACAGUAAACUACUUGGCUUGUGUGCGGCCUAUGGUUAGUCCUGGGUCCCAUGUAACCUGCCUCUUACGUACUUCGUUGGGACCUGACAAGGCCAAGGAUAGAUCUGUGGGAAUUAUUGUUUUGCUCCUUGGAAGCCAAAUUCUAACACCUGUAAGUGCCCGGUUUACCUGAGCGACGGCUUUCUCCAUGAAGACCGCCUGUUGGCCCGAGCGGCUCUCCUGAACUGUCAUCCUCAUACUUCAGAGCUCGAGUUCCGAAGAGUUGUGAAGACAUUCAACAUUGUUACUCUCAAACACAGUUUCUGCCAACCCCACCCAUAACAGGAGAUUAAGUCCCUAAGUCACUGGCUUCACUCUCUUGCUUCCUCUGCUGGGCUAUCACGGGACCCACACAUACUUGAGACAGAGGUCAUUUUAAAAUGGCGCCUGUGCCUGAGUGAAGGGGUGGGCCAGGAGCAGAGUCCACACAGCCAGGGUGAAAGCCCAGAUCUUUAAACCAACUGAGCCACUCCAGUCUCCGGUGGGGCCAGGAACGACCAGGAACUAAGCAGGGAGUGGCAAACCUUGUUGCCAACACUGUUUUUUUUUUAAGGGGAAUCAAUCACAUUGUUUGAUUAUAAGUGAGCAUUUGGUAUGUUUUUUAAGUUUCAAUGUAUCUUUUCCUCUGUAUUUACAUAUACUUUGUGUGUGCGCGUGUACACAUGAAUGCUUUUAGCUCCAAGGAAGUCUGAGUUUGGAUAAAGGGGAACUAAAGUACAAAUUACAUCUUUGGCAUCCAUUCUAAAGAGUCUUAUUAAGUACAGAUUGGAGCUGGACAGUGAAGCCCACCGGCUGGACACUCACAUCUCAGUCUGGACCCAUGGUAAAGAGUGCUGCUGUGGACGGAGGAAGGCGCUUCUGUGCGACAUUGGGAUUUCCCUCUUGGAGGCCACAAGAGGAGGCUGUCCCAUGCCUCCCUGAGUUUUGGUUCUCAGAGAAGUGGAUGGAGUUUUGUAACAAGGAAGACACCACCACAACCGUCUGAAACGUCUCCUUGGUAUUUUUCUAACAUGUUCAUCUCUCGAUGUUUUGUGUGUGUGUGUGUGUGUGUGUGUGUGUGUGUGUGUGUGUGACAUUUGCCUUAAAACGUAGCACAGCCAUUAAAAACGAGUACCGUAUUUUUUACUUUCA
Rattus rattus (black rat) is the source of this 3912-nucleotide messenger RNA. It is a transcript of the gene Slc1a4, whose product is annotated as solute carrier family 1 member 4. NCBI's taxonomy places the organism in Eukaryota, Metazoa, Chordata, Mammalia, Rodentia, Muridae. Gene Ontology annotation, biological process: L-serine transport; L-glutamate transmembrane transport. The coding region runs from base 236 to 1825 and encodes 529 amino acids. The transcript has 8 exons. Gene Ontology annotation, molecular function: L-alanine transmembrane transporter activity; L-serine transmembrane transporter activity; L-aspartate transmembrane transporter activity. The record is from RefSeq and is a predicted model, not a curated record. Gene Ontology annotation, cellular component: plasma membrane.